Molecule: messenger RNA, 4114 nt
Organism: Engraulis encrasicolus (European anchovy)
Lineage: Eukaryota; Metazoa; Chordata; Actinopteri; Clupeiformes; Engraulidae
Gene: foxm1
Product: forkhead box M1
Exons: 9
Coding region: 198-2246 (682 amino acids)
Biological process (GO): G2/M transition of mitotic cell cycle; regulation of cell population proliferation; regulation of transcription by RNA polymerase II
Cellular component (GO): nucleus
Molecular function (GO): RNA polymerase II transcription regulatory region sequence-specific DNA binding; DNA-binding transcription factor activity
Source: RefSeq, a predicted model, not a curated record
GGUAGUUAGCCGAUUUCAGAUAUCUAUUUCCUUUUCAAAACGAGUUCAGGGGCUUCGCAUGUUAGUUCUGAAAGUACUUGUCUAUUCUAAACGGUUCAUAUGUGCUACAGGGAAAAUAUUUUUGCCAUUUUAUUUUUCCUGAUCCAGAAUGUAAAUUGCUGACAGAAAUUGAAUCAACGCAGAGGUUCAGCCACAAUAUGAUCACAAUGCGAGAGAGCCCUCGGAGACCAUUGAUCCUCAAGCGGAGGAAACUGCCAUUUCAAAGAAUUGAGCCAGAUGCUGGGCAUGAUGAGCCAGACGGGCCGCAACGUAAGGAUGUUGUUUCUCCGUCCAGUGCUCAGUGCUUUACGGAUGGCAUUCGAAUCAUGGAUCACCCAAGCAUGCCUGACACUCAAGUGGUUGUCAUUCCUAAAACUGCAGACCUGAAAAGUGUGAUUGGCGCUCUUACUGCCAAAGGAAAGGAGUGUGGUCCUCAAGGGCCGAACAAGUUCAUUCUCCUGAGUGGCAGUGGAACUCUUGAUGAAGAGGUGGAGUCUCUUUGCCUGCCCGCAGUAGACACGACUGGGAAACCAUGCCAAGGAGACUUGGUAUCCCCCUCUAUGUUAAAAGAAGGCACACAGGUGGAGUGUUUAACAGACAGCAAGUCUCUAACCACAAUUAAGCCAUUAAACAAGGAGCUAGAGUGCAGCCCACUGGAUGACAGCUUGACCAACAUUCAAUGGCUCGGACGGAUGAGCACAGAUGGUCUUGGACCUGAUGAUGCUGCAAAGAAAGUCUCGGACAAGGAGAACCAGGAGUCCUGUCAGCAACUUCCACAGCUGCCCAGAGAGACUGAAGGCAACGUCAACGACCCACAGUCAGAAAGACCUCCGUACUCCUACAUGGCUAUGAUUCAGUUUGCCAUCAACAGCAAGAAAAACAGGCGGAUGACGCUAAAGGAAAUCUACACUUGGAUCGAAGACCACUUCCCGUACUUCAGAAAUGUAGCCAAACCAGGCUGGAAGAACUCCAUUCGCCACAACUUGUCCUUACAUGACAUGUUUGUGCGCGAGACUGCUCAAGAUGGCAGGGUCUCAUAUUGGACCAUUCGCCCAGAGGCCAACCGAUGUCUCACCCUGGACCAGGUGUACAAGCCUGUGGUUGACCCCACCACCCCUUCCUCCCUCCAGACCUUGCAGGUCUGUGACUCACAACAACAGAAAAGGGUCUCUUCAGAGCUGAAGAGGACGGCGGCAGCAAUAGUGCCUUCAGAGAGAAAGAUGAAGCCUCUUUUGCCCCGGACGGACUCCUACUUUGUUCCGAUCCAACUGCCCCUGACCUCCCCACUGUUUUUACCCACGUCAGCGCAGUUCUCUCUGGCAGGCUCGCAACCCACCUGUGGCUCCUACGGUGCAGGGAAGAGGGUCCGCAUUGCUCCAAAGGAGACGGUAAAGGAAGAGCCCCAGAGCCUGGCCAUCAUCAGGGAGAGCAUCAUGGUGACUCCUGCCCUCAGCAGCACGGCUAGGCGCGAGUCCAGCAGUUCGCGCCGCAAGCAGCGCCUAGUCCUGCCCUCCACGGAGGAGCCUGUCCUGCUCUUCCCCGACAGCACUUUCUUCGACUCGGGCGUCGCCUCUGACAACUCGGUCUUCCAGGACACACGGGAUGGCGAAAUCAGCCAGCAUCAUCACCAACCCCAGCACCAGCAACAGAAUCAGGCACCAUUGCCGCUACCUAGCAUUGCUGAGCCUGACAGCCCUUACCGGGAGUACACCUUCAAGACGCCCAUCAAGAGCGCCGCCCAGCCGGCCUCGUCUACGCCCAGCAAGCUGCCCACCGUGCCCGAGCCUUGGAGGGUGACGCCACUGGGCAAGAUCAACCGCAAUGUGCUGGACUUCAGCCCCAUCCGUACGCCCACGGGCCCCGUGCUCACGCCGCAGCGCUACGACCACCACAACACCUUCAGCUUCAGCAGUACGCCCUUCAAGGAGCUUCCGCUCUUCAGCUCGCCCCGGGAGCUGCUGAGCUCAGGGCAGGCUGGGAGGGGCUCCUCUUCCACCUCCACGCCGGCCUGCUCUCGAGAGCUGCUCCAGAUGGGCGGGUGCCCGUCGAGCCUGGCCAACCGCUCCCUGACGGAGGGCCUGGUGCUGGACACCAUGAACGACAGCCUGAGCAAGAUCCUGGUGGACAUCAGCUUCUCGGCCCUGGACGACGAGGAGCUGGGCGUGGGGAAUAUCAGCUGGUCACAGUUCAUUCCGGAACUCAAGUGAAACACCCCCAAGCUCUCCAUUGGAGACGGAGUAUCCUCCUGACUUUUUUCUUUUCUACUGUUCUGAGCUGCUCACACAUUUGUCUGUCUUUUGAAACUCUGGUAUGUUUUUGCUUCUCAGUUUCAUUUUUUUUUUUUUUUUGUCUGUGUUUUUCAAGCUUGUGUCACUGCCCGUCUCUACUUACUGUUGCAUGUGUGUGGGAAUGUCUGUGCCUGUUGUAAAUGUUAUACCCAAGUACUUUCUUCACUGCCACCACAUACAGUUGUCUUUUGGCCUUGAAGUCAGUAAAACUAAAGGUGCACUCCAUCCAUUGGCCCGUAUCUUUUUACGUUCUGUUUUGCAGAUCAGAAAUAUCUUGUAUUUUACGCCCUAGACAGAGUCCUUCGUCCUAUCUGUUGUGAUUUUUAAGUUAGAUUUUAUUUCUUCCAUAUUAUAUUCCGGUUUAGCAGGGCCAUCAUAUUUAUUGAAAUUUAUAUUCGCCUAUCCGGAUAACAUUUGAUAGAUGCGUAUUGGUUGGAGUGCACCUUUUUAAAACAAGCUAAACAUAACAGAGAGAAUGUAGAUAGAUUGACUUUGAUUUUGCACAUUUUUGUAAUAUAUGUAUCUAGCUGUUUAAAUGUAAAAUUCAUAUCAUUUUGAUUUUUCACUGCCAGAGAAGACACUAUGCUAGCUAAGAAAUAAUAAUAAUACAAGAAAAAUGUAUGCUUUGGCUGAAAAUGGGAGAGCUGCCAGAUUGUAAAAAUAUGUGAAAAUAGAAAAUAGAAAGACAGUAAAAAGGACAAUAUCUAGGAAGCAAUCCAAUAAAACAUCCCAUUUUUCAAAUGGCGUGAAACACAGACAGAGUUUUGAUGUGUGGUGGAAUCUGAAUGGUAUUCAUUUGUUUUGGUGCACUUUUUCACCUUUUAGCUAGUUUUGUGUAGCCUGGUAUUACCAUUCCUUGCCCCAAUUUCAUUAUUAAUGGAAUUAGUAUGAAGAGAUGGUAAAACCAGGCUCAGUUUUGUGUGACUUCACAUCAAUAAUGCUUGUCCUGUUGAACGUUUGUUACAAAUGAUCUUAGCAAUUACCUGAGUCAGCGUUAAGUAACCCACUAUUGUUGCCUCUCCUACAUGCCUGGUUCUUCUCUCAAUAAAUCAGUGUACUGUACAUCAACUCAUGAGUAAGAAACUGAUGUUGGGCUAUUCUAUAUCGUUUCAUAUCAUUGUAUAGAUAUGCAUGUUGUAGUCAUGCAGUGUUAUUGGGCAAUACCUAUGACUUAUGUUUUGCAUAUCCAAGGCAGUGACAGUGUUAUGGUGGCAGUGUUGUGUUUUUGUUCUAUGUUGCCUAUAAUACACAUGCAAUAUUGUCUGGCCGAACUUUUGGCAAAAAAAAAAAAAAAACAAGAUUAGCAUACGGUCUAACCAUGGGUCCCUGUAACCAUGUAUGUAACUAAGAGGUUAGGUUAGGCACAAGAAACCUGGGUGUCAUUUUGUGCAGUUGUAAACUUUUGUAGCCAUAUGUAACACACGUGUAAAGCCAUAAACAUCACUCAGCUGAAGAGAGUGGGGGGGAAUUCAAUUAUCCACAGUGGUAGCAGCUUCAACUGUUCCCAGGCACGCAUAUAGUGCUAUAUUUGUCAUGUCAUACUUUUCAUUACACUAGUGUUGCGUGCAUGCAUAAUACUUGUGUGGUUGAAUGGUUUAGAGUACUAGCACUUAUUUUUUUCCAUAAAGUGUGUUUUUUUCUGUCUUUCUGUUUGAGAUGAAGGUUUUGUUACCCCCACCCCCUAAACAAAAGUGUAUAAAAAGCUAGACAAGGCUGUACUCGUGUCUGGAUUUAGUCACUAGUGUCAUAUGGUGAGAAUGAGAUUAAAUUAAAGGAUUUUAUCUUGA